Molecule: messenger RNA, 429 nt
Organism: Lactuca virosa
Lineage: Eukaryota; Viridiplantae; Streptophyta; Magnoliopsida; Asterales; Asteraceae
Source: the annotation of a GenBank genome assembly
AUGCCCAACGAAUCUCUCUCCCUCCCUUUUUUCAUCAUUUUCGUGGCAGUAACCGCUUUGGCCCUCCCUAGCACGGCCAAUCGAGAUUUCCUUCGGCUACCAUCCGAUGACGUAUCAGCCUCUCUCUGCCCCGACCCGAUUACUCCCGGGUCAUGCCCAGUGAAGUGCUUCAGAACGGCUCCCGUGUGCGGCGUGAAUAAUGUCACCUAUUGGUGCGGAUGUGCGGAGGCGGUCUGUGCCGGUACACGGGUGGCCAAGUUAGGGUUUUGUGAGUUUGAAAAUGGAGGCAGCGGGCCGGUAUCAGUUGAUAUAGAGGAACCAACGGGAAAAGAAAUGAAUGAACCAUGCAUCAUCGAUGGGUGUCAAAGAGUUGUACUAGCACAGAUGGAGCUGGCUUUUAUAGAUAGAAUAAAAAGAACGUGUCCUUGA